This is a messenger RNA of Symbiodinium natans, 774 nucleotides long. NCBI's taxonomy places the organism in Eukaryota, Dinophyceae, Suessiales, Symbiodiniaceae. The record is from the annotation of a GenBank genome assembly.
AUGGCACAGGAAGGAGAUGGGAAGGCUCUUCUGUGGUCCAGUGCGGUGCUGAUCCGUGCAUGUCUGGCUGGCUCAUUUUUCUACAGCCUACGAAACCAGGCUUCUCAGAGCGCACGGGCAGCAGUGUCACUGGCGCUCAUCAGCCUGCAAUCCCUACAGGCCACGGGGAGGUCAGAUGACACCGUGUGGCUUUACUGCCAAGUUAACAGGAAGGUGCAGUAUCUUGAUGGCGGCUACAAGCGCUUCACCGCCUCAGAACUGGACAAGCUUAUUGCCAAGAGGCCCAAGAACUCACAGUCCCUCAAGGACUUCUACAUUGGCCAGCGCCUGGUGCUGACCUCAGGGCGAUGGUCGUCCGACCGAUUUGUUGCCAUCGUGGUUGACCUUCGCCAGCUGAAGUUGGACAACCGCAAAGCCAACUACACCCAAGCGAAGAAAGACAUCUACCUUGGGUCCGACGAGACUGUGAAGCUCCUUUACGUGGAUGGCGGCUUUCGGCGCCUCAGCGUGGCCGAGCUGGAGAUGCUGAUGCUGGAGGACGUAGACUCGGAGGGCUGGGAGAAGUGGCGCGUGGGGCAGUACAUCUACCUGGCAGGUUCCGGCAAGUGGUGGUCUGGAAGAAGCUAUGGUGCGACCAUCGUGGACAUCAGAGAUAUGGAUUCAACCGUGAAGGUGCAGUUCAGCACUGGGGGCUUCAAGCGUCUCCCCAUGGAAGACUUCAAGAAGCUGGUCACGGAGCCGCCCUCCAUGCCUCUUGGUAAGUUUAGGGUUUAG